AUGAAGAUUACAUUGGAAAACGCAACAGCUUCGGCUCCCCGAGGGCUCAAGGAGACACUUCAGUGCACGUCCAUUGAACACAACUAUGAGUGUGAAAUGGUUUGGGCUACUAUAUCUUUUGGUCGCCAGUUAAUGCUUGUAAGAGGAAUGUACAGAUGUCCCCAGGCUAGUAUCGAUGUUUUACGUAGUUUAUUUGAAUUUCUUUAUUUCAAAACUAAGCAAUUUUCACGAGUAGUAUUGGCCGGUGAUUUCAACUUGCCAGACGUAGACUGGGGCAGCGUGAUGCCCAAAGGGAGCUGUGAACCUUCAAGACUGAUUGUUGAUAUUGCUUUUAGCAAUAAUUUAAGCCAGGUGGUCCCAUGUCCCACGUCAAACGGUUGCGAGUCAUUACCUAAUCUUGUGUUUUUAUCUGAGGUCGUUGCCAGACGUUUUCUGAAUAUAUUAAUCGCGGAUGAUAUAUCUGACCACGCAAUAGUUGUGUGUGACUUAUCUGCUCCGCAUUAUUCGUGCAAAGUGCCUGAGGUUAAACGUUAUCGGGAUUUCACCCUGGCAAGCGAUAUCGAUAUUCUCGACUUCUUGGAAGUUGCUCUUGGCAGAUUUACUAUUUUUUACGAGAAAAACGAUGAGUCAGUGGAUAAGUUUUGGCCCUUUUUUUAA
This is a messenger RNA of Ixodes scapularis (black-legged tick), 657 nucleotides long. RefSeq lists its product as uncharacterized. Lineage: Eukaryota; Metazoa; Arthropoda; Arachnida; Ixodida; Ixodidae. The coding region runs from base 1 to 657 and encodes 218 amino acids. The transcript has 2 exons. The record is from RefSeq and is a predicted model, not a curated record. Gene Ontology annotation, molecular function: catalytic activity.